Molecule: messenger RNA, 1974 nt
Organism: Naegleria fowleri
Lineage: Eukaryota; Heterolobosea; Eutetramitea; Acrasida; Naegleriidae
Exons: 1
Coding region: 1-1974 (657 amino acids)
Source: RefSeq, a predicted model, not a curated record
AUGAAAAAGAAACCUUCUUCUGCUUGCUCUUCAAGUUCAUCCUCUCUCCUUCAUCAACAACAACAUACCAAAUUUCCUCCGAUUCAUAAAAGAGCAUCGUCAUCGCAGGCUUCUCCUCAGGACAGUUUCAAUAGCAGUAAUAACUCAACUCCAAAGAGUUCAAAGCGACCAACUAGUGCUGAAUCUUCCUCAAGCAAACACUCCUCACAAAGCUUUGAAUUGCCGAUCGGAGCCUUUUUAACUUCCUUACCUUCAUCAAAGUUGAAUACUCACAGAACACCAGUAACUAAGAGAACUGUAAGCACACCAGAAUCAUCUCAAUUAGGUGUCAAUGUGUCACUGACCAGCUUGGAACAAGUUCCUUUGGGAGUAUCUCGAUCCGAAUGUCCCUCUCCAGUUUCAAAAAUUGUUCAUGAUGACGAUAGUUUCUCAGUUUGUAGUGAAUCAAAAGUUGAUGACUUGAAGGACAUGAUGAUGGAUGAAGAUUUUCUGCAAUUAAAAAACAGACUCGCACAUUUAAAAACCGUCAUUCCUAAUUUCAAUAUUGAUUUGGAAAGCAUCCAUUCUUUGGAUGAUUUAGAGUUGGAAGACAUUUUAAAAAACAAAGAUGAACGAUUAAUCGGUGAUGAAACCCAGACAGAUCUUUCAGAAUUGAAUUUUUCGAAAGAAGAGUUAGAGUCUUUACAAGAAUUGGAAAAAGUAUCCCAAAUAACACUCGAAUCAGAAGAAACAAAAGAGAGUCAAACACCUUCGGAGGACUCCUCCCAAAACACAACGGAUAUGGUAAAUAUUGGAACGGUUAGCGAUCUGUUAGCCAAAACUUUGGAUACACCCCGAAUGGAUUCAUCAAUUAUGUUUUCUGAGUCUUCAGAAAUGGUACCAAUUUCAUUGAAUGCAGAUGACCCUAGAAGAAGCUUGGAGUUGUUUAUGGAGGAAUUAAAAUCCAGGAAAUUUGUAAUCCAGACAGAGGAAGGAGAAAUUGAAGAAAAUUUAGUGCAACUGCCAGAAGAUCUUGAACUCAUGACAAAAUCAGUCAAUAGUGAAAUAUUUGAAAUGAAAGACGACGUAAUUGUGCACCUUGCUCAAGCCAAUGCUAUUUCAAAAGAAGAAGCACUUCAAGAAAUUCAACCAGGUGACACUCUUGAAAGUUCUAUGAAAAAGAUUCAUAAACUGGACUUGUUAUUACAAGAAAUUGAAAACAAAGGAAAGACUACAUCUCAACUUGUUAGCCAAAUUAUGGAAGAACACAAAAGUGAGAGAGAAAAACUUAAAAAGACAAGUUUGAUGAAGUACGUUAGAAAUGUCAAUAAGCAAGAAAAGCCAAUGAGUUCCACAAGCUCUUCAUUCAAUAGUACUGCUCUAGUUCGAGCAGAUUCUGGAAAAGGACUCACUCGAAAGAGACCAACACCUAGAACUGGAAACAAAAAUGAUAGUUUUCUAAAAAAGAAUAUGACUAUUCGAGAAGAUGCUGUUUUCUUCCAAUUAUCUGAACAAGAGGAGGAAAGAGUUCGUGAAAUUGUUGCACAAGAUGACUUGCCAGAAGGUGUUAUUCCUUACGGUCAAGGCUACGAACCAAGUCAAGAAGAAAUUAAAAAGAUUGCGAACAUUGACGAAAAAUUGAAAGAAAUUGUUCCAGUUGAAAGAAGAUAUCUCUUUGAAGGAAAAGCAAUUUAUGAAGAAGGUGGAUGGAAGGGAAUGAACAAAACCUUUGACAGUGCUGUUGAGACUGCGGAAAAAGGCGACUACCUUCGAGAAGCAAGAAUUGAACGAGAGCAUAGAAAUAAGAUAAUGGACGUAGAAGAAAAAAUUGCACAAUUAUAUGAAAAGAAAUAUGAACCAUUAUCUCGAGAAGCCCUCAAUGAAUUAAUCCGACAAGCAAAAAUUGAAAAUGAAAUGUUUGAGAAAAGAGCUAACGUUGUGACUGAUACGAGAGAUGAUAUUGCUAUGACCACCAAAGCUAGCGGAUUUGAUUAA